Messenger RNA from Argiope bruennichi, 623 nucleotides. RefSeq names its product L-cystatin-like. NCBI's taxonomy places the organism in Eukaryota, Metazoa, Arthropoda, Arachnida, Araneae, Araneidae. The transcript is spliced from 3 exons. Gene Ontology annotation, molecular function: cysteine-type endopeptidase inhibitor activity. Bases 16 to 489 code for a protein of 157 amino acids. The record is from RefSeq and is a predicted model, not a curated record.
AAAAACACCUGUUUCAUGAAAAUUCAUCCUUUCAUUCAAACACCACUAUUCUGUUCAUCAAGCCAGGAUACUCAUUUGUUCAAAAUGCUGAAGACUAUCUUUUUGCUGACCCUCGUAGCUUUGGCUACUUGCUCUGUAAUUGGCGGUUUUAAAGACGCCAACGUUGAUGAUGAGGAUGUGGUGGUUGCUGCGAAAUAUGCCGCCAAGGGACUGUCCAAGAAAUUUGCCGGCCCCUACCACCACAGACUUGCCAAGGUUCUCAAGGCCAAGAAACAGGUGGUUGCUGGUGUGAACUAUAGAUUGGAUGUGAUCGUCGGUAAGACCAACUGCAAAAAGGACGAAGUUGAAUACGAACAUUCCUCCGACUGUGACUUCCAAGAUAGCGUCAGCACCUACAAGAAGUGCAGUGUAUUGGUCUACAGAGAUUUGAUUGGAAACCACAAGUUGGUAUCCUCUGGCUGCGUUCUCGCUUCAAAGAGUGAUCUUUAAGCAGCUGCCUUGAAGAGGCAAGUCAACUAGGAAAAGUCUCAGUUUUCCGCACAGAAUAGAAGAGAGCACCUAAUGUGGAUGAUUGUGUUAAUGUGAUUGUUCUUCUAAUAAAGCUGUUCGUUGUUUCUUUUCCA